This is a messenger RNA of Penicillium lagena, 417 nucleotides long. RefSeq lists its product as uncharacterized. The transcript has a single exon. Bases 1 to 417 code for a protein of 138 amino acids. Lineage: Eukaryota; Fungi; Ascomycota; Eurotiomycetes; Eurotiales; Aspergillaceae. The record is from RefSeq and is a predicted model, not a curated record.
AUGUCCGCUCUCACUGUGCAGCUAUGGGAGGCGGGCUCGCAGAUAGAAUACUACGUCGGCUCACAAUCACUCGAACUCAAUACGUUCAACUCGUCUACUGGCCUGUUAGAAGUGCCAUUCGCCCAUUUAGCGAAGACAGCGCGGAAAACUGUGGAAAUGGAACACGGUGGCCUGUACGCUAUAUAUCUCGCUAGUUAUACGCUCUAUAUGAUUUCUGAUACAUGGCAUAGGGUGAUUUCGGAUACUCGACUCGCCUUUCGCAUAAUAAAGGGACUUGCCAUCAUGUUCGUAUUUGCGACAAAAGAGGAACUGAGUGGAUGGGCAAAGAUGGUUCUUCCGAAAGAUCAGGGACUUGAGAAGAUGGUGGAUGAAAUAAAGACCUCGAAAAUUGGCGCCAAUUUUAUGUUCCAGAACUGA